This is a messenger RNA of Panicum virgatum (switchgrass), 1216 nucleotides long. RefSeq names its product phosphatidylinositol transfer protein 3-like. The transcript has 6 exons. NCBI's taxonomy places the organism in Eukaryota, Viridiplantae, Streptophyta, Magnoliopsida, Poales, Poaceae. The record is from RefSeq and is a predicted model, not a curated record. Bases 251 to 1000 code for a protein of 249 amino acids.
CGUAGUAGAUACUCUAUAACUAACUAUUAGGGCUCGCAGUUGUUGCCGCCUGCUCGUUGAGCUUGAGCCAUCAGGGGGCAGGGCAGCAGGCGACCCCUCCUCCUCUGCAGUCUGCACUGCACCAGAGUCAAGUCAAACAGGCUCCCCAUCGUCCGAGCACCGGCCCAGUUUCUUGGUAACCUCCUCCUGCUGCUCCUCAUCUCGAUCGUCACCGCUGCUAGAGCGAGGAGGCGGUGGCGGAGGGGUGAUCAUGGCGAGCGCCGCUGGAGGCGGAGCAGCAGGGGAAGGCGAGUGGCUCAUGGUCGCCCAGCUCAGGGCCACGGUCCAGGCGCAGGACCCCCGCGCCAAGGAGGUGGACAACCUGACGCUGCGGAGGUUCCUACGCGCGCGCGACCACAACGUCGACAAGGCCGCCGCCAUGUUCCUCAAGUUCCUCCAGUGGCGGAGGGAGGCGGUGCCCGACGGCUUCGUGCCGGAGGAGCAGGUCCGGAGGGAGCUCCCGCAGGACAAGGUCUGCAUGGGCGGCGUCGACAGGACCGGACGCCCCAUCCUCGUUGCCUUCCCGGCCAGGCACUACUCCGCCGACCGCGACCUGCCAGAGUUCAAGCGUUUUGUUGUCUACUUCUUCGACACGAUCUGUGCCAGAAUCCCAAGAGGCCAGGAGAAAUUCCUUCUCCUCGUUGACUUUAAGGGCUGGGGGUACUCAAACUGCGACAUCCGGGCCUACAUGGCAGCUAUAGAGAUCAUGCAGAACUACUACCCGGAGAGACUCGGCAAGGCGCUGAUGAUCAAUGUGCCCUACCUCUUCAUGAAGGCGUGGAAGAUGAUCUACCCGUUUAUCGACAACAACACCAGGACCAAGUUCGUUUUCGUGAACAACAAGAGCCUGCACGAGACGCUGCGCCGGGAGAUCGACGAGACCCAGCUCCCGGAGUUCCUUGGAGGGAAGACGCCCCUCAUCUCCCUCAGGGACUGUGCCCAGCAGCCUGAAUCCGGUUGACCAUACACAUUGUCAUUCUCAUGUUUUUAGAGGAUAUGAGCACAUGGUUGUCCAUGGUGUUGUAUGUAUGCUCCCGAAAUAAUGGUGUAACUGUAAGAUGCAGCUGUGUCUGCUUGCAUGGGGCGGGGUCUAUUCACUAGUUCGACUGAAACCAAUUAAUCAAGCUCUGGCUGUAUGCAUACGAAAACUAUGAACAGGAAGGCACCUUCGAAGCCA